AUGACGCGAGCCAGGAUUGAGGGGUUGAUUGCUUCGUUCCCCAAGUUGACCAGCAACGAACAGCAGCACACGACCAUCGAGACAGAUCAUGUUCGCUAUGUAUACCAGCCGCUCGAAGAGCUCUUCAUCGUCCUUAUCACCAACAAGCAGUCCAAUAUUCUCCAAGAUAUCGAUACACUGCAAUUGGUGUCGAGGGUGGUGUCGUCGACCUGCAGACCGACGGAUGCGCGCGAAAUUGACAGGAACGCGUUUGAGCUGUUGAGUUCAUUCGACGAGAUCAUCUCAUUGGGCUACCGUGAGAACGUCAACCUCGCCCAGGUCGGAAGCAUCUCCGAGAUGGAGAGUCACGAAGAAAAGAUCCAAGAGAUGAUCGAAAAGAACAAGGAGCGCGAGGCAAAGGAGGAAUUGAAACGCAGGGCAAAGAUCUUGGACCUUCAACGCAAGGAGCAGAGAAAAAACAUGGGCGGGAUGGGGGGAGGCGGCGGAUUCAGCCAGGGCAUGGGAGGUGGCGGUGGCUACGGUGGUCAGAGCAGUGGCUCCGGCAUGGGGGGUAUGGGAGGCAUGGGAGGCAUGGGUAUGGGCAGCAGCCAGGGAUACGAGUCACCAUCCAUUGAUGACAGUGCCUCAAAGUUCAACAACCCUGCACCAAAGGCACCGGCAACAAAAGCAAGAGGCAUGCAAUUGGGACGCAAGCAAAACAACAACGACUUGUUCGAGUCAUUGCGCUCAGAAGUCGAGUCGCCACCAAUUCAUCAACAGCAGCAGCAGCAGCAGCAGCAUACACCUGUUCAGUCCGCCUACUCUGCCUCAGCCCAGCCGGACAUCCACAUGGAGAGCGUGCAUGCCCACAUCGAGGAAAAGAUUACUAUGGUCGCUACGAGGGAUGGUGGUCUGGAGAACAUGGAGGUCAAGGGAGACUUGAUGCUUCGCGUCUCGGAUCCUUCCAAGGCCAAGAUUAGUCUUGCCGUUCGUCAUUUGGACGACCCCAACAUCCAGUUCAAGACACACCCCAACGUCAACAAAGUUUUGUUCAACAGCGACAAGGUUAUUGCUUUCAGAGAUUCUUCAAAGGAAUUCCCACUCAACACGCCCACAGGAGUAUUACGUUGGAGAUUCACCACCAAGGACGAGAGCUACAUCCCACUUUCGAUCAACUGCUGGCCUUCUCCUAGUGGUGAUGGAACGAGCGAUGUCAACAUUGAGUACCAGUUGGAGAAUGAAGAGAUGGAGCUCAAGAAUGUGAACAUUAUCAUCCCCUACCCAGAAGGAGCACAGCUUCUUGUAGGCGAUGUAGAUGGCGAGUACACGGUGGAUCAUCAACUAGGCGGGUUGGUUUGGCAGUUACCUACGAUUGAUUCAUCCAACCCUUCAGGAAGUCUGGAAUUCAACUGCGAAGGCGAGGAUGCCGAUGCCUUCUUCCCUGUCACUGUUCAGUUUGAGUGCGAGCGUCUCAUUUGUGAUGUUGAUGUUCUGAGCGUUACUCAGGUGGCGGAUGGAUCCGAGGUUACGUUUUCGAAGCAGAGUAUCCUGACGCCAGUCGAGUACAGUAUCCUGUAA
Messenger RNA from Linnemannia hyalina, 1557 nucleotides. NCBI's taxonomy places the organism in Eukaryota, Fungi, Mortierellomycota, Mortierellomycetes, Mortierellales, Mortierellaceae. The record is from the annotation of a GenBank genome assembly.